Molecule: messenger RNA, 315 nt
Organism: Diplodia corticola
Lineage: Eukaryota; Fungi; Ascomycota; Dothideomycetes; Botryosphaeriales; Botryosphaeriaceae
Exons: 1
Coding region: 1-315 (104 amino acids)
Source: RefSeq, a predicted model, not a curated record
AUGUGCUACGAAUGGACCAAGGUCUGGCAGUGCGAUCACGGGCCCUCCCCGCAGGAGGCACCGCAACUUCAACUCUGCACCGUUGGCAGGCUCAACCUCAUUGAGAUGGAACGGCAGAACCCGGGCGUCUGCGCCGGACUCACGCAGGCGCAGAUCAAAGAGGUCCAGAUGCGCGGGGCGUGUGCCUACAUCGAGGACGUCCGCAUCCUGCAGGCGGGCUACUGCGCCCGCUGCCGCGAAGAGCAAGCAAGGGACCCGGCCGCUUUCACGCGGGAGCUGAUCUGGGCGGACGAGGCGCCGGGCACGCCGAUGUGA